Colletotrichum spaethianum is the source of this 1587-nucleotide messenger RNA. RefSeq names its product lactose permease. Lineage: Eukaryota; Fungi; Ascomycota; Sordariomycetes; Glomerellales; Glomerellaceae. Gene Ontology annotation, biological process: transmembrane transport; carbohydrate transport. The record is from RefSeq and is a predicted model, not a curated record. Gene Ontology annotation, molecular function: carbohydrate:proton symporter activity. The transcript is spliced from 5 exons. Gene Ontology annotation, cellular component: membrane. Bases 1 to 1587 code for a protein of 528 amino acids.
AUGGACCUUAAGCAGAAAGAAAGUCACGGCGUCGACCAUGUCGAUGUUGCCAACAUGAACGACGCCCAUCUGCAACCUCCGGAGGCAACAACUAUACCCUGGUACAGACAGACACAGCUUAGGAAGCUUUAUUUCAACAUGGUGUUUCUCUUCCUAGGCUCGACAACCCUCGGGUAUGAUGCCAGCUUGUUAAACGGUCUCCAGACAAUGCAAUCAUGGCAGGGCUACUUUGACCAUCCGUCCGGAAGCCGACUCGGAAUCUUUGGCGCCAUGCCCGGUUUUGGCGGUCUCUUCGUCCUACUCUUCGCACCCUACAUUGCCGACGGUCUUGGCCGAAAAUGGGGCACGGCCAUCGGUUGCAUGGUUGUCAUAUUCGGCGCCCUGCUUCAAUCAUUCCCGGUGGGAGCCGGUACUAGGAGAGACGCAAUGUACCUCAUCGGCCGCUUCAUCAUGGGAGCUGGUUCGAAUAUUUCCAACGCCACCUGCCCUCUCUUGAUCACUGAGGUCGCUCAUCCACAGCAUAGGGGUAAGGUUACGACCCUGUACAACACUUUGUGGUACCUCGGAAGUAUCAUAUCGGCAUGGACCUGUUUCGGAACGCUUACGAACCAGUCUGGCAACAUCCAGUGGACGCUACCCACGGGUUUGCAGUGCAUGAUGCCAGGCAUUCAGUUGCUGUCCAUCUGGUUCCUCCCAGAGAGUCCGAGAUGGUUGAUCAGCAAAGGGAAAGAAGCCGAGGCCAAGAGAGUCCUUAUCAAAUAUCACGGUAACAACAACGAAAACGACGAGUUUGCACACUGGGAAUUGGCCGAGAUUUCUACUACGUUGAGAUUGGAGAAGGAGGCUUCCUCGCAGAGCGGCUGGAUGGAGUUGAUUCGCACCCCGGGCAACCGCAAACGCUGUGGGUUAAUCAUCGCGACAGCUAUUUUCUCUCAAUGUAGUGGUAACGGCUUGGUGUCGUACUAUCUUUCUGUCAUUCUCAGUACCAUCGGAUUCAAAGACUCGAUCACUCAAGCGUACAUCAACGGCGGCCUUACAAUUUGGUCUUGGCUUGUCUCCCUUACUGCAGCCUUCUUUGUCGACCGGAUCGGACGCCGUGUGCUCUUCCUCUUCGCUGGUGUGGGCAUGUUGAUCUCCUUCUCCAUUUGGACAGCCUGCAGCGCGGUAUACGCCCAAACCCAGUCAGCCUCAGCAGGUAUCGCUGUUGUUGCCAUGAUCUUUGUCUUCUACGGUGUCGCCGGAGCUGCAUGGCCUGGUCUUACCGUGUCUUACACGGUCGAGAUUCUGCCAUUCAAUAUCCGUGCUAAGGGUCUCAACCUAUGCUUUUGUUUCACUGCUCUCAGUGGUGUUUUCAACCAAUGGGUCAACCCAUUGGGGCUUGAGCAGUUGGGAUGGCGGUUUUACUUUGUCUAUAUUGUUAUUCUGGUCAUCGAGUGUCUGGUCAUAUAUUUCUUCUUUGUCGAAACUAAGGGUCCGACCCUGGAGGAGAUCUCCAUGCUUUUCGACGGGAAGGACUCUGCGGCUGGACUUGCCAGGAUUCACGCCCAGACAAAGGUCGGAGAAGUUGAGAAGAGAGGGAUGGCGUAA